CACUUUUACAAAGAAAUCCAGGUUCAGUGGCAUUUAUUGUAACUGAAAAGUCCAAUAUUUGUAAAAGUCCAAUCUUCAAGAGAAUGUUUGUGAUGUUUACUGCACAAAAAGAAGGUUUUGUAAAUGCAUGUAGGCCUGUAAUAGGACUGGAUGCAUGUCACCUUAAGGGGAUCAUGGGAGGACAGCUUAUGUCUGCAAUUGGUAGGGAUGCUAAUAACCAGAUGUUCCCAAUUGCUAUGGCACUUGUUGAAUCUGAAUGCAAAGAUAGUUGGGGGUGGUUUUUGGACAGCCUUACUGAUGCCAUUGGCACUCCAAUUGAAAGGGGUUGGGUGUUUCUAUCAGAUAGACAAAAGGGAUUAAUUGAUUGCAUUGAGAAUAAGUAUCCUGGAGUGGAGCAUCGAUUCUGUGUUAGACACAUGUAUGCUAAUUUCAAACUGAAAUUCAAGGAUAAGCACCUAAGAGAUUUAAUGUGGGGGGCAGCCAGGGCUUAUUUACCCUGUCAUUAUGAAAGCAAAAUGAGAGAGUUACAUUUAGUAGCCCCAGAAGCACAUGCAUGGUUUAGUUCCAUACCAGCUAACCUAUGGGCCAGACACACCUUUUCUCCAAGGACAAAAUGUGACCUUUUAAGUAAUAAUAUAUGUGAGAGCUUCAAUCAAUACAUUAAGGAUGCUAGGGAAGAGCCUAUUUUGACUAUGUUUGAGGCCAUUCGAAGACAGAUUAUGUGCAGAUUUCAAGAAAAAAGAGACUGGAUUCAGAAGGUGAAGUCUCAUAUUUGUCCGAGGAUCUGUCAGAAAAUUGAAGAGAGGAAAAAACAGGUAGCUCAGUUUGAUGCACUUGUGUCUACAAGAGAGGUGUAUGAGGUGACUGGUAUAGUAGGAACUUUUGCUGUUAAUGCAGUUCAAAGGUCUUGCACAUGUAAUGAGUGGGAUAUGACAGGAAUUCCAUGUGUCCAUGCAUGUGCUGGACUUGUGCAAGACAACAAAGAUCCAUAUGCAUAUGUUGAUAAUUGCUACUCAGUAGAAAUAUAUGUAAAGGCAUAUGCUGGUGUUAUUAUGCCUAUGCCAGACCAAACAAAUUGGGUGAAUGCUAGCAGUGAUACAUUACUCCCACCUCGUAGGAAGAUAGCUCCAGGCAGGCCUAAGAAAGUUAGAAAAAAGGCUCAAUUGGAGGACUUACAUGUUGGAAAACUAUCUAAAGUAGGGCUGCCAAUUCACUGCAGUCAUUGUGGUCAUACUGACCACAAUGCCAGAAGUUGCAAGGUCACUGGUUGUUCAUUUGUGAGGCAAAGAAAAUCAGUGACUGCACAGGGCCUACUAAAUGAGGGAGAGGAGCUGGUAGAGGCCACUCUACAAAUGCUGAUGCUGAUGUUGAAAGAAAUACUGAUGCUGAUGUUGUGCAAAAUGCUGAUGUGA
Coffea arabica (coffee) is the source of this 1412-nucleotide messenger RNA. The record is from RefSeq and is a predicted model, not a curated record. NCBI's taxonomy places the organism in Eukaryota, Viridiplantae, Streptophyta, Magnoliopsida, Gentianales, Rubiaceae.